AUGGUGCGGCCUGUACGGCAUAAGAAAUCAGUCAAUUACUCACAGUUUGAGGACUCAGACAGUGAUGAUGAUUUUAUUUCUUCAACUGCACCUUUAAACAAGAAACCCAAAACAGCACAAAAAGAGAUAAAACAAGACAAAUCAAAACCUAAAUUGAAGGAUUUUGAGAAAGAAGAUGGCCCACUACAGGAGAAAAACACUAGAAAAAGGAUGGCUUUAGAUGACAAGCUCUACAAGAGAAGCUUAGAAGUCGCACUAGCAUUAUCAGUGAAGGAAAUUCCAACAGUCACCAUUGAUGGACAGGAGUCUCAAGAUGAAUGCAUUGAAAAAUGUGGCAGUACUGAAACAGGAACAGUGAAGAAGUCUUCUCAUAUCUCUAACUGCAGUGUAGCCAGCAAUUACUUAGGUUUGGAUAAGAUCACUGAGGAAGAUGAUUUUCAUGAUGUUCAAGGGAAAAGAAAAGCAGCAUCUAAAGCUAUGGUACAACAGAGGAAGAUUCUUUUGGAAGGCAGUGAUGGUGAUAGUGUAAAUGACUCCGAACCAGACUUUGCAACUAGUGAAGAUGCUGAGGAUGAUUCUGAUUUUGGUGAGAGUGAAGAUAAUGAUGAAGAGUUCACUAUGAGAAAAAGUAAAACUAAAGAAAUUAAAAAGAAAGAAGUGAAGGUAAAAUCCCCAGUAGAGAAGAAAGAGAAGAAACCUAAAUCCAAAUGUAAUGCAUUGGUGACUUCAGGAGACUCUACGCCAGCUGCCAUCAAAUCAGAAUCUCAGCCUUCACCAAAAAAGGCUUCUCUUCCUUCAGCGGCUGUUAGGAAACCAUUACAAAUGUGCAGUCCUUCAGCUGAAAGCAAGAGACCUAAGUGGGUCCCACCAGCGGUAUCUGGAAGUAGCAGCAACAGCAGCAGCCCACUGGCAGGAGUGUCCGUUAAGUCUCCAAGUCAGAGUCUCCGCCUUGGCUUGUCCAGAUUAGCACGAGUUAAACCUUUGCAUCCAAAUGCCACUAAUAGCUGA
Messenger RNA from Choloepus didactylus (southern two-toed sloth), 1008 nucleotides. Its product is annotated as RAD51-associated protein 1-like. Gene Ontology annotation, biological process: double-strand break repair via homologous recombination; interstrand cross-link repair. Lineage: Eukaryota; Metazoa; Chordata; Mammalia; Pilosa; Megalonychidae. The record is from RefSeq and is a predicted model, not a curated record. Gene Ontology annotation, molecular function: single-stranded DNA binding; double-stranded DNA binding. Bases 1 to 1008 code for a protein of 335 amino acids. The transcript has a single exon.